This is a messenger RNA of Patiria miniata (bat star), 1693 nucleotides long. RefSeq lists its product as uncharacterized. The coding region runs from base 1 to 1605 and encodes 534 amino acids. NCBI's taxonomy places the organism in Eukaryota, Metazoa, Echinodermata, Asteroidea, Valvatida, Asterinidae. The record is from RefSeq and is a predicted model, not a curated record. Gene Ontology annotation, molecular function: protein binding. The transcript has 5 exons.
AUGUCUCCAGUGAAACAAACAGUCGUUAUGCACAGCUGUUUCAUCUACCUGGCGUAUCUGGUGGUGAUUUCUGCUAUCAUACUGUCAUCAGAAGGAAUUCCAACAAAACGUGAGGCGAAGCGAUCGAACAGAUCAGUGACUGCCUGCGUUGCUGACUCGGCCGUACGACUGGUCCGAUGUGGCUACACAGACGGAUGCAUUUGGGCCGAAUUCCGGUGCGAUGACGUCAUCGAUUGCGAUGAUGGCUCGGACGAAAGCGAGGCAACCUGCAGAGGAGGUUCUGCAUGCGAUGAGAGUCAGGCCCCAGCGUGUCCAAGUCACUCAACGUGCCGAUCGAUAUCAGCGUCGGAAAUCAGACUGGCCCACCAUGUGUGCGACUGCGUUACCCCCUUCACGGGCGCCAACUGCACCGAAAUGAGGACGACAACGGUACAACAAGCGGUAACUGAAGCUACAAAGAAACAGGGGGAAUAUUCCUCCAUUCUCGCUACUGAGUCGACAAGUUCGACAAUGACGUCCGAGUCGCAGGCAUUCACAACACAAGGCACGACAAGCGACACACACAGCGCAGAUUCUUCAACAUCUGCAACGAAAUCGCAAAACACAACACCGUCGGAUUUCACAACAGGGUUCGACACAACUCAUUCACCAGGCGUCAGCACGGUAGCGAUCGAAAAGACAAGCUCACCAAUAGCAGAAGACAUGACAGUCGCAACACAAUCAACCACGGCGACAAUCACGGACCAAGAAGUCAACAAUCCCGGCAGUCUUACUACUCGACACCAAAGCGAUCCGACAACGGACUUUGUCACGCCAAACGACGCUACCAACACAGGUGACGCAAACACGUCAAAUACCGCCACUGUGUCGACAGCCUCGGGCACGUCGUCGGAAUUUCCUUCCACGGAAUCGACACAACGGUCGACAGUCGACAAAGUUCCUCCGACAGGGGUUGGGGCCACAGACAACCCUACGGAACCAGUACCUAGACAGUCGACAGUCAUACCUACGCCUGGCACAACGGCAGCAAUUGACGGACAUGGUCACGCGACACAAACUGUCGACUCAAGCUCAACGCCACAUCCAAAAAGACCCCCUAAUAACGGAAGCAAUGAUUCGCGAAAUCAAAACCCCGGCACGACGCCCAUCUUGGUGGUAGUGUUUGGACUGAUAACUCUCAUCCCCAUGGCAAUAUUCUUCCACUGUCGGGUGAAGAGGAAGGGCUUCAAAAUGUUGACCUCAAAAGCAAAGAAAGAAGACGACAAAGUCGAAUCGGGUGACACGCAAGAGAAUUCCAAACCAAAUCAUCAAAGAAAUAGCAGCAUUUCCUCUAUCAAAUUAAAAGAAAACUCUACAUUAUUGGGAAAUGAACUACCACUGGACGUCAACAUGAACAGGCCUGCACCAAUACCGCCCGCCAUAGUGGUAACUCCGCCCCCUGACGUCACUACCGAGUCAUCCUUGGAGACGCAACGAGCAAAGAAAAAGAAACGCCAUCGCAAGCAGCAACAGACCUUGCCCGAUACCCAAUUUUGGUUCCCGGACGAUGGGGAGACACCGUACUUUGUGACAGAUAAUGACCCUCUACCUGUGUCCCUCGUAUAAUGGCCUCAAAAGCCAUUUACUUUGUAUAGAUCACUUUAAAAUAACAUUCAACCCUUGACUUGUAUUUUUGUACCCCAAAUCAAGAUAU